AUGCUGCGGCUGAAGGCGUUUCGUCCCACCAAUGACAAGAUCGUCAAGAUCCAAAUGCACCCGACCCAUCCCUGGCUGGUCACCGCCGAUGCAUCCGAUCAUGUGUCCGUGUGGAACUGGGAACACCGCCAGGUGAUCUAUGAGCUGAAAGGUGGUGGUGUGGACGAGAGGCGUUUGGUUGGUGCUAAACUGGAGAAGCUCGCCGAGGGAGAAUCGGAGCCCAAAGGAAAACCUACUGAAGCAAUCAGAGGCGGCAGUGUUAAGCAAGUGAGCUUUUAUGAUGAUGAUGUACGAUAUUGGCAACUUUGGCGCAACCGCUCUGCUGCUGCUGAGGCUCCCUCUGCUGUGAAUAAUGUGACUUCAGCCUUUAAUUCUCCCGCUCCUUCAACUAAAGGACGUCACUUUCUUGUAAUUUGUUGUGAGAACAAAGCCAUUUUUCUCGAUUUGGUGACUAUGCGUGGUCGUGAUGUACCAAAGCAAGAUCUUGACAACAAGUCACUUCUCUGUAUGGAGUUUCUAGCAAAAUCUGCGGCUAAUGAGGGGCCUCUGGUGGCUUUUGGUGGAUCAGAUGGUGUAAUUAGAGUUCUUUCAAUGAUAACAUGGAAGCUUGCUCGUAGAUAUACUGGAGGUCAUAAGGGACCAAUUUCUUGUUUGAUGACUUUCAUGGCUUCAUCCGGCGAGGCACUAUUGGUCUCUGGUGGCAAUGAUGGUUUACUUGUUCUCUGGAGUGCUGACCAUGGACAUGAUUCACGAGAACUUGUACCAAAGUUGAGCUUAAAAGCCCAUGAAGGUGGGGUUAUUGCAAUAGAGCUUUCUCGAGUGAUCGGUAGUGCACCUCAGCUUAUCACAAUUGGUGCAGAUAAAACUUUAGCUAUCUGGGACACAAUGUCUUUUAAGGAGUUGCGACGAAUAAAACCCGUCUCAAAAUUGGCCUGUCAUAGUGUUGCAUCUUGGUGCCACCCUCGAGCUCCCAACCUUGAUAUAUUGACCUGUGUUAAGGAUUCACAUAUAUGGGCUAUCGAGCACCCAACUUACUCAGCUCUAACAAGGCCAUUAUGUGAACUUUCCUCACUAGUACCUCCACAAUUACUUGCAUCUCAUAAAAAGUUAAGGGUCUAUUCUAUGGUUGCACAUCCACUGCAACCUCAUCUUGUUGCCACUGGAACCAACUUGGGUAUAAUAGUCUGUGAAUUUGACCCAAGGUCUCUUCCACCUGUAGCUCCCUUGCCAACGCCUCCAGAAAGCCGAGAACAUGCUGCUGUAUAUGUGAUUGAGCGGGAAUUGAAACUACUACAAUUUCAGUUAUCUAAUACUGCGAACCCAUCUCUUGGGAGCAAUGGUUCCUUAACCGACGCGGGAAGGAUCAGGGGUGAUGCACCUGAACAACUGCAUGUUAAGCAAUUGAAGAAACAUAUUAGUACUCCUGUUCCACAUGAUUCGUACUCAGUUCUCUCAGUGAGCAGUUCGGGGAAGUACGUGGGGAUUGUGUGGCCUGAUAUUCCUUACUUCUCCAUCUACAAGGUCAGUGACUGGUCCAUCGUUGAUUCAGGCAGUGCAAGGCUUUUAGCUUGGGACACUUGCCGAGAUCGAUUUGCUUUGCUGGAGUCUGCUGUGGCUCCUAGAAUGCCAGUCAUUCCGAAAGGUUCUUCGAGAAAAGCAAAGGAAGCAGCUGUUGCCGCAGCACAAGCAGCAGCAGCCGCGGCUUCAGCCGCAUCAUCUGCCAGUGUUCAAGUUCGCAUACUUUUGGAUGAUGGGACAUCAAAUAUAUUAAUGAGGUCUGUUGGUAGUCGCAGUGAACCAGUAAUCGGUUUGCACGGGGGUGCACUUCUCGGUGUUGCCUACCGUACAUCUCGUAGGAUUAGUCCAGGUGCUGCCACCGCAAUUUCUACAAUUCAGUCCAUGCCCCUUUCAGGCUUUGCUAGCAGUGGGGUUUCUUCUUUCAGCUCUGUAGAUGAUGGUUUUUCUUCACGAAGAUCUUCGGCUGAAGCUGCUCCUAUGAACUUCCAAUUAUACAGCUGGGAAUCUUUCCAGCCAGUGGGUGAUCUUCUCCCUCAUCCUGAAUGGACUGCAUGGGAUCAGACUGUUGAGUAUUGUGCUUUUGCCUAUCACCAACACAUAGUGAUAUCCUCUCUGCGACCUCAGUACCGAUACUUGGGGGAUGUGGCAAUACCUCAUGCUACUGGGGCUGUUUGGCAGCGCAGGCAGUUAUUUGUUGUCACCCCAACUACCAUAGAGUGUGUUUUUGUUGAUGCUGGUAUUGCACCAAUUGACAUAGAAACUAAGAAACGAAAAGAAGAGAUGCGACUUAAAGAGGCACAGGCUAGAGCUGUCGCUGAGCAUGGAGAAUUGGCAUUAAUUACCGUUGAUACACAGAAGAGUACUGUACAAGAGAGGGUAAAACUGAGACCUCCAAUGCUCCAAGUUGUGCGACUGGCUUCUUUUCAGCAUGCUCCAUCCGUGCCGCCAUUUUUAUCUUUGCCAAAACAAUCGAAAGUUGAGAAUGAUGACUCAUCAUUUAUGAAGGAGCUGGAUGGGAAAGUCAAUGAAGUCGCUGUUGGUGGUGGUGGAGUUGCUGUAGCUGUUACACGUUUUCCAGCUGAGCAAAAGCGACCCAUCGGUCCUCUUGUAGUUGUUGGUGUCCGUGAUGGAGUUCUUUGGCUGAUUGAUAGAUACAUGUGUGCCCAUGCAAUAUCUCUUGGCCAUCCUGGUAUUCGUUGCCGUUGUCUUGCGGCCUAUGGAGAUGCAGUUAGUGCAGUCAAAUGGGCUACCAGGCUGGGCAGAGAACAUCAUGAUGAUUUAGCUCAAUUUAUGCUUGGGAUGGGUUAUGCUACUGAAGCACUUCAUUUGCCGGGAAUAUCUAAGAGGUUGGAAUUCGAUCUUGCCAUGCAGAGCAAUGAUUUAAAAAGAGCUCUUCAGUGUCUACUGACGAUGAGCAAUAGCAGGGAUUUAGGGCAAGAAACUCUUGGUCUGGACUUGAAUGACCUCAUGAAUUUAACUGCAAAGAAAGAAAACGUUGUAGAUGCUGUACAAGGAAUCGUUAAAUUUGCAAGAGAAUUUUUGGACUUAAUUGAUGCUGCUGAUGCAACAGCACAGGGGGACAUUGCCCGUGAAGCUCUUAAGAGGUUAGCUGCUGCUGGGUCCUUGAAGGGUGCUUUGCAUGGUCAUGAGUUGAGAGGACUGGCUUUACGGCUUGCAAAUCAUGGGGAGUUGACAAGGCUAAGUAAUUUGGUAAAUGACCUAGUAUCAGUGGGUGCUGGAAGGGAAGCUGCAUUUGCUGGUGCCGUUUUGGGAGACAACACACUCAUGGAGAAAGCAUGGAAAGAAACUGGGAUGCUUGCUGAAGCUGUGCUCCAUGCUCAUGCUCAUGGACGACCUUCAUUGAGGAGCUUGGUUCAGGAAUGGAAUAAGGUACUGCAAAAGGAGAUGGAACACACUCCUUCUGUGAAACAAGAUGCUGCUUCUGCAUUUUUGGCUUCACUCGAGGAACCCAAAUUCACAAGUCUGCAGGAUGCAGCCAAGAAAUCUCCAAUUGAAAUCCUGCCUCCAGGAAUGGCAUCCUUGUAUGGUCCCAACCCUGGUCAGGUCAAACCGCCUCAAAUAGCACAAGGUUCAAAGCAACAGGCUGGCAAACCAUUGCUUCUAGAAGGACCCAUUGGUGCUGCGAAAAAUGCAUCAGCUCAAUCAGGAUCAGGGGAUCAAAUCACAUCUGAAGCUGGUGCUCUGCCCAAAUCUGAUUCAAGUGCCUCAAUAUCAUCACAAUCAGGUAUCCCUCCCGAAGCAGGUGCUCUGCCCAAGUCUGAUUCCAGUGCUUCAAUUUCGUCACAAUCGGGUAAACCCUCGACAGAAGCAUCUAGUCUUCAACCUGCUGAGACAGGGGCAGCCCCAUCUGAAUCGAACGCUUCAGUUCCGGAGGAGUCAAGUACCCAGGUGCCUGCAGAUUCAUCAAAUGAUAAAGCUACAGAUGACCAAAGCCCUGUACCACCAUCAGCAGGAGGUGAAGAUGCCAGUGCAAAACAGGAUAUUGAACCUUUAGCAGCUAAGGGUAGUCCAUCGGUGGACGUUGCUCCCGUACAACAAAAUAAUCCGGGUACCACUGUUAAUUCUGAACUUCUAAUGAUUGAUUUCUCCUGA
Oldenlandia corymbosa var. corymbosa is the source of this 4131-nucleotide messenger RNA. Lineage: Eukaryota; Viridiplantae; Streptophyta; Magnoliopsida; Gentianales; Rubiaceae. The record is from the annotation of a GenBank genome assembly.